Molecule: messenger RNA, 1645 nt
Organism: Solanum stenotomum
Lineage: Eukaryota; Viridiplantae; Streptophyta; Magnoliopsida; Solanales; Solanaceae
Product: rust resistance kinase Lr10-like
Exons: 2
Coding region: 100-1242 (380 amino acids)
Biological process (GO): protein phosphorylation
Molecular function (GO): ATP binding; protein kinase activity
Source: RefSeq, a predicted model, not a curated record
AAACUUUUCUCUAUAUAGACUUUUAAUCCUCCAUUUAUCUCUCGUUCUAAAUUUUUUGCACUUUAAUCAGGGACCAGUCUGUCGCUACUUGUGCCUUUCAUGGGAACAAAAUUUGUGAUCGGCCUUCCGUUUGUAAUUGUAUUUCUGGUGAUCAAAUUCAAAAGGAGGCAUUUGUCCAUGUAUGAUGCGAUUGAAGGCUUUUUGCAAACACAAAACAAUUUCAUGCCAAUCAGAUAUAACUACUCCCACAUAAAGAGAAUGACCAGAGCAUUCAAAGAGAAAUUAGGUGAGGGAGGUUACAGCAGUGUAUACAAAGGAAAGCUUCAAAGUGGAAGAGAUGUAGCAGUGAAGAUAUUGAACAAGCCUAAAGCUGGUUGUCAAGACUUCAUGAAUGAAGUGGCUACCAUUGGAAGGAUCCAUCAUGUCAAUGUGGUCGGGCUCGUGGGGUAUUGUGUUGAGGGAACAAUACGUGCUCUUGUAUACGACUUCAUGCCCAACGGAUCACUCAACAAGUACAUCAGCACCAGUCAACAAGGAAGUCCUCUGUUAAGUUGGCAGAGGAAGUAUGACAUUAUUCUUGGAGUGGCUCGAGGAAUUGGGUAUUUGCAUCGAGGCUGUGAUGUACAAAUUUUGCAUUUUGACAUCAAGCCACACAAUAUUCUUUUGGAUGAGAAUUUCAUUCCAAAGAUUUCUGACUUUGGGCUUGCAAAAUUAUAUACAACAAAUAAUAGCAUUGUGAACCUCACAGCUGCUCGUGGAACGAUUGGAUAUGUAGCUCCAGAGUUGAUCAGCAGAAGCAUUGGGGCAAUCUCUUACAAAGCUGAUGUUUACAGCUUUGGAAUGCUGCUAAUGGAAAUGCUGGACUUGAAUAGACAUGAAGUUGCAAAUGAAGAGAAUUCCAGCCAAUAUUUUCCUUAUUAUAUUUACGAUAAGUUCAACAAGGGGAAGGUGAUUGUUGUGGAUGAAGAAGCAAAUGACGAUGAAAAGAAGAUGGCUAGAAAGCUGACUUUAGUUGCGCUAUGGUGCAUACAAACAAAUCCGUUACAACGCCCUUCGAUGAGUAGAGUAUUAGAAAUGCUUGAAGGUGAAGUUGAAGUGCUAGAAGUACCUCCUCAGCCUCUUCAAUCUCAACCGAUUGUUCAUCAGAUGAUGGGAAGUUCCAUGACAUUUUCGUCUGAUUCAAUCACUUUGUUAGAAAAUUCCGCGGAUAAUCCCGUUGAAUUAGACAUAUGUUUUGAUUGACUCAUAGUUGAUGUAAUGUUUUUGUGAAAUAACAAAUAUUAAUGUUUGGGAAUGAGGUGUUGUUAUUGUGGUACGUACUAGUUCUGCAAGGCAAAGUUGCCAACCACAUAAUAGUAGUGAAUGACCAUCCACUGUGUUACUUCUUCACCACGCACCACAAAAUCUUCAACUGAUAAUGAGCCAAAGAUUGCGUUGAUCACAAAUAUUGGUACAUAGAGGCAAACCAGGUUGCAAUGGAGGUACAUAUAUUACUUCAUUUGACACAACUCCAAGACCCGAUAGAUGAUUGAUGAGUACAAAUCAAUGGGAGCUCCUUCAUUCAGGGUCAAGAAGAAGAGAUCUAGUAGCUAUCAUUUAUGGCCACUUUGAACAGUUCGUUUUGCUUCUAGUGGCUCUUAUCAAA